AUGGACGGCGGCAGCGAGCUGGGGGUGGCGCCCAAGGCGGGCGCGGGGCCGUGCUCGGGGCGCGGGCCGCGCGCGUCGCGGCGCUGCCUGCUGGUGACGGCGGGGGCGGCGGUGGCGGCGCUGGUGGUGGUGGCCGUGGUGACGCGCCACGUCACGCUGCAGCAGUGCGCCUCCGCCGCGGGCGGCAGCGGGGCCGGCGCCGCAGACUCUAUCCCCGGCAGCGCCGCCGCGCACGCGCACGGCGGAGGCGCCAAGCGCCUGGUGCGCGACGUGCGGCUGCCCGCCGCGCUGCGGCCCAUCUCCUACACCAUCACCAUCGUGCCCUUCAUCUGGGCUGCUGAUCCAGUGGGCAACUUCACGUUCCACGGCAGCGUGGUCGUCCUGAUGGAAUGCAUGGAGGACGCCGAUAACGUGACCCUGCACUCGGAGGAGCUCCUAAUCGACGAGAGUUCCGUUCGCCUGACGCAACUUUCAGCAGUCGAGAACGGAACGGGCACUGAGCUGCCGGUGGAGAGGCUGUCCUUCGACCCGGACCGGCAGUUCGUCGUGUUCCACGUGGGCGGCGGGCAGCGCCUCAGGAGGGACUCCCGCUACCAGCUGGGCCUCAACUACACGGGCAAACUGGGCGACGCGCUGCACGGCUUCUACCGCUCCUCCUACAAGGAGGGCAACGUCACCAAGUGGAUCGCGACGACGCAGUUCCAACCGACGGACGCUCGGCGGGCCUUCCCCUGCUUCGAUGAGCCAGCGCUCAAGGCGACCUUCUCCAUCCGGCUGGCCAGGCCUGCCAACGCCACGAGCAUCUCCAACAUGCCCCGCGUCGGACAACCCACGUCCGUGGCGGAGCUGGCGGGCCACGAGUGGGACCGGUUCGAGACGUCGGUGCCGAUGUCGACGUACCUGGUGGCAUUCGUGGUGUCGGAGCUGGGCCGCGAGGCGGACGCGCAGUCGCGGUUCGCGGUGUGGGCGCGGCCCGACGCCCUGCGCCAGGCGCGCUACAGCCUGCAGCUGGGGCCCAAGCUGCUCAGCUUCUACGAGUCCUACUUCGACAUCUCCUACCCGCUGCCCAAGGUCGAUAUGGUCGCGCUGCCCGACUUCGCCGCCGGCGCCAUGGAGAACUGGGGGCUCAUCACCUACAGGGAGACGGCGAUGUUGUACGAGCCCGGCGUGUCGACCAACAGCAACAAGCAGAGCGUGGCCACGGUGGUGGCGCACGAGCUGGCGCACCAGUGGUUCGGCAACCUGGUCACGCCCAGCUGGUGGUCCGACCUCUGGCUCAACGAGGGCUUCGCCAGCUACAUCGAGUACCUGGGAGUCGACGCGGUGGAGCCGACGUGGAGGGUGCUGGAGCAGAUGGUAACAGCCGACCUGCAGAACGUAAUGUCCCUCGACGCCCUCGAGUCAUCGCACCAGAUUUCUAUCGAGGUGGGCCAUCCGGACGAGAUCAACGAGAUCUUCGACAGGAUCUCCUAUGGCAAAGGUGCUUCCAUAAUUCGGAUGAUGGACCAUUUCCUUGGAACGGAGGUAUUCAGGAAAGGCCUGACCAGAUAUCUGAACAAGUGGAAGUACCAGAGCUCGACGCAGAACGACCUGUGGGCUGCGCUGACGGAGCAGGCGCACGAGUCUGGCUCGCUGCCACGUGACAUGACGGUGCGCCAGGUGAUGGACACGUGGACGCUGCAGACCGGCUUCCCCGUGGUCACCGUCACCAGGGACUACGUCACCGGCGGCGCCACGCUCACACAAGAGCGGUUCCUGGUGAACUCUACGGGCGCGUCGGGCAACGGCAGCCUGUGGUGGGUGCCCAUCACCUACACGGACGCCGAGCGGAGGGACUUCGGCGCGACGAGGCCGCGGACGUGGAUGCGGGCCCAGCCCACCCUCCACCUGGACAGCCUCGGCGCCGCCAACGACUCCUGGGUCGUCUUCAACGUCGAAGAGACAGGCUUCUACCGCGUCAACUACGACGAGACCAACUGGCGGCUGGUGCUGGCGGCGCUGUCGGACGCGGGCUCGGUGGAGACGCUGUCGGCGGUGUCGCGCGCGCAGCUGCUGGACGACGCGCUGUCGCUGGCGCGCGCCGGCCGCCUGCCGUACGCCACGGCGCUUGACCUCACCACCUAUCUGCGCCACGAGACCGACUACCUGCCCUGGAAGGCCGCCUUCAACGCCUUCUCCUACCUCGACGGCGCCCUCAUCCGCUCCGCCGACUACGACGUCUUCAGGAGCUACAUUCUUAAGCUGAUCACCAAGCUGUACGAGCACACGGGCUUCACGGACAACCCGACGGACCCGCAGCUGACGGUGUACAAGCGCGUCAACGUGCUGGGCUGGGCUUGCAACCUCGGACACCAGGACUGCGUCCGCAACGCGCUGCUCCUCUUCCAGAACUGGAGGGCCACGCCGGACCCGGAUACCAACAACCCGAUUUCCGGCAAUUUGAAGAAUGUCGUGUACUGCACGGCAAUCAGAACUGGUGGUGUAGAGGAGUGGGAGUUCGCCUGGGAGCGCUACCAGUCGACCAACGUCGGUAGCGAGAGGGACAUCCUGCUGGGCGCCAUGGGAUGCUCCAGAGAGCCCUGGCUACUCAACAGGUACCUGGAGAAGGCCGUGACGGAGGGCUCCGGCAUUCGACGACAAGACUCGGCUCGCGUCUUCAGCGCCGUCUCCUCCAACACCGUGGGACAGCCACUGGCCUACAGCUUCCUGAGGAACCAUUGGAACAGAAUACGCGAAUACCUUGGUUCUUCACUUUUCACUCUUAGCAGCAUUGUAAGGAGUACAACAAGAAAAAUCAACACACAGUUUGAACUUGAUGAUCUGCUGAAAUUUGGUGCAGAACACAGGCAUGAACUGGGUUCUGCUACAAGAACUCUGGAGCAAGCUAUAGAACAAGCACGCAUUAAUGUUCAGUGGGCACAGACCAGGCGAGAUGAAGUUGUUGCUUGGCUGCGUAUGCAACACAACAUGGCAGAUAGCUAGCACUUCAGCAGUAGUGUUCUGGUGUAUACAAAUUCCACAGAGCACACUAUACUCAUAGAAGUUUGAUGCGUGGCAGGAGAAGGCCUCUUAAAUGUGUCACUCAGAACAGAACUAUCUACACAACUGAUUACUAGAUGUAAAUUUUUUUCAGCCUGAUGCCAGGAGAAGUGGCAACAUCCUUCUUGUGUGUUCCUGGUGUCUUUAUGUCUGUUUCUUUCAUGAGAAAAUGAAAUGAAUCAUUCCAAAACUUAAAGUGGAGCCACAAACUGUCAAUUGCUAUGACUGAAUAUAAAUUGAACUGAAUUAGAAACUGCCACCCCUUCAGUGAAUUCAAAAAUACAGUGCAAAGCUUCAAUAAACAAAGUGAAAAUACUCCAAAUGAAAUAUUUUGAAGUGUUGUAUGAAGGUGGUAAUCACAUCUCCAAUCAAUUCAAAUGCAGUAACCCAGAUGAAUGUGUUUUGCUCGUAAAUUGAAUUUUAUAAUAAAUAUAUCAUUAAUUAACAACAGAAAGUCACUGAAACUUAGAAGCUGCAGCAUUUAUCAAUGUUAAGUGACUGAAUGAUCAGCUUGUAACAAUGUAUUUACACAGCAAGGUUCAAAUAGAUUUAACCAUUUUAAUGACUGUGAAGACAAGAAGACACAUUUAACAAAACAGUUUGCUGGGUGUGGCACCGUGUCAUAACUUAAAAAACUAUACUGGAGAAACCACAAUUUUGGCCAUGGUAACAGUGACCUUCUUCUGGGUCUAUUGCAUCUACUUUUGUAUUAACUGACUCUGGCCAUGGAAGCCUAUUCAAUUAUAUUUAAAAAGACACAUAUAUUUAGAAUUUUAUAUUUAGUUUAUUGUUUUGCCUUUAUAGUAGUUCAACAGCCACAAAAUAAUGUAUAAGCCUCAUUUUUGGAUAUCUGUCUGUGUAUGUAUGAAUUACAAAUUGCAACUUUAUCCUACAUAACUGAAAAUAUUACUCAUCAGUUGCCAUUUGCAAGUAAUGAUCUUUAAAAAAAAAUCUGCAGUGAGCAUUUCCUUUUAUGAAAUAAAGACCUGCAAUAUACAUAUACAUUAAUUUUAAGAAUUUCUACUUUUAAGAAAGUUCUUUGCCCGUUAUUGUAAUGUGAUACUCUUAUUUAUCAGAAUUUUAUGUUUCUUUUAGAAUAUAAGUAUCUGCCACAGUAUCUAUCAUGUAUUUAAAGAGGUUUCACCUUUUGUGUAAGUUAAAACAAAACUACUGCUAAUUGGUGCAUACAAAUUUGAUUAUUUAGCCAUGCAGGUAUUAUAGAAUUAAAUAUCUGGACAAGAAAUGUGAAUGUAAGUUUUGGCCUGUGCUUGAAUGUUUAAUUUCACUGUGAGCAUAUGUGCAUUAGUUAUAGUGAAACAGCACUGCAUCCAGUGAAGGUGUUGGCAAAGUGUUCUAUGGCGUCUUUUUUGGCCUAUUACCUACCAUUGUCUCCAACUAUUUCUCAAAUAAGGAAAAAAUGAAUAAUUUGAUGAGAGAACACAAAAAGUGGUGAAAAGCCCUGAUGCAGCAACUUUGAUAUAUGCUCUCAGACAAUCAUAUUUCUCAUAAGUAUGAGAAAACUAAAUAUGUACACAUGAUAUGUUGGAUUUUAUUUUGUACUUAUAACUUGAAACUACCUGACAUAGUACUUAAAAUGUAAUGUUGUUAACCUAAAGGGUCACACAAAGAUACACCUAUAAUGUUGUUAAUCAAAUACAAGCCAAUUUUUAAUUCUUGUCAUUUUUUGUAUGUCUAAUUUGAAUACAUGUAAGAAUUUUGUAUGUGCAUAUAUAUGUAAUUUCUCAUUGUUGCUGCAGCUGUUUAGAAAAUUCGAGGAAUUAAAUACAAGAAACUUAA
Schistocerca americana (American grasshopper) is the source of this 4836-nucleotide messenger RNA. Its product is annotated as aminopeptidase N-like. Gene Ontology annotation, molecular function: zinc ion binding; peptide binding; metalloaminopeptidase activity. Lineage: Eukaryota; Metazoa; Arthropoda; Insecta; Orthoptera; Acrididae. Gene Ontology annotation, cellular component: cytoplasm. Gene Ontology annotation, biological process: proteolysis; peptide catabolic process. The record is from RefSeq and is a predicted model, not a curated record. The coding region runs from base 1 to 2982 and encodes 993 amino acids. The transcript has 16 exons.